Messenger RNA from Episyrphus balteatus (marmalade hoverfly), 579 nucleotides. Its product is annotated as protein sisterless A-like. The transcript has a single exon. Lineage: Eukaryota; Metazoa; Arthropoda; Insecta; Diptera; Syrphidae. The coding region runs from base 1 to 579 and encodes 192 amino acids. The record is from RefSeq and is a predicted model, not a curated record.
AUGCGACCUCGAAGACCAAAUCUCCUACCGGCAGCCUUUUUCCAAAAAGUGCACUACUCAGAAGAUCUACCAGCAUCGGCACCAGUUGAUCUCCAUGCAUUUGGCAGCAACUAUCGUGAUUUAACUCAAGAAAAUGUCGAUCCAGUUAUUGAAAAAGAAAUUGAAAAAUUCAUGACAAAAUUUCGUGCCGAAGAAGAAUCAUACGUUGAUCAAAAUUUACGUGAAAAUCCAAUAAUUUGGUUUAGUGAAAAAUCAACAACAUCAUGCAGAUCAUCAAAUUCCACUAACGAACAACAAACACCAAAUUGUACUAGAUGUAAAAUGCUCGCUAAGAUCAAAAAGGCGAAAUUCAAGCUUCGUUAUAAAUUUAUGACCACAAAAUUGGAACACCAUGCUAUUACACUACAAAGUCUUAGAAAUUUCAUUGCCAGUGCUGAAGGUAAAUUAAGGAUGCGAGGACGAACUGAACAGGAUUUGCAAGAACUACGAGAUGCAUUGGGGAUUGAUCGACAUAGAGUUGAAAACCUAACUGAAAUUAAUAGACAGUUUUUCAAAUCGGCUGAAAAGGCUGCAGAAUAA